UUUGCUCUGAAUUGGAUCAGUUUCUCAGAUGCUAAGAUCGUAUCGCCUACUUAGUUUCUCAGAUGGCAAGAUUGUAUGUCGAGCACAAUAGGUAUAUCAAUGAAUUCAUAACACUUGGUGUGAGCCUAUCGGAGCUUAUAUUUAAACGAGCUGGAUAGCCACAACCCAUUCCAUCUUUAUCCACCCUCCACAUUCACAUUUCCAACUGUCAUUACCACCAAUAUUGUUUCAAUCUUUGCCACUGUUUUAGGUCAAGCAAUCGACCACCUCUUCAGAUUAAGUUAUCUCUUUCAAGCUCAACCUCGUCGAAGAUGCAAUCCAGCCUAGUGAUUAGCGUUUUGCUUGUUUGCAGUGGUGUCAUCGCCGUGCCUACUACCCGCACUGCUGACUUUUCUGCCACCGAGUUGUACCGAAAACAUCAAUCAAACGUGCCGACCCAUUUACUAUACUCCGCAUCGCCCCAGUCGUACUCCUCGCAAGCUCAACACCAACCUCAAACUGAGAAGACUUCCUCCCACUCGCGACCCGCGCAUCAACCAUCUCCUGGUACAAUCCAGUCCUCUGGACAUGUUGUAUCUCCGUCGACUGACCCAGUGACUUCACUUCCGGCCGCCGCCAACCAUCAAUCUGGAGGUUCCGAAACCGGUGGUGGAUCGCGUGAUUCUGGCUCGGGGGUUGCAGGACUCGUUGGAGCGCCUACCGGCCUCGGGACCGGUCUGGGCACAGUAUUCCUGAGCGGUGUGAAGACGGGGUUAGACGCGGGCGAGCAUGUUGGAACCGGCGUGGGCCUUCCGGUAGCCGGAGCAGGGGAAAUUCUCAAGGCAGGUGUUGGAGCUGCUGGUCAGGCAACGAUGGGCAUUAAGAACGUCUGAACAGCUGCUCAAAUUGUCCUUAUCACUGAUUACACACUGGAGCCAUGUUGGAGGCGGAGUAGCUCUGGUAUCAACCCGACAGCAGAUCUUCCAAUUGCAGGCCGUUACAUUCCCAAGAAACACACAUUGCAACGCGUUCUCCUUUAUGUCACGCCCUCUAGUAGUAUUGCCAUGGCCGAAGACUACAUUUUUGUGCCCGACUUUUACACAUUCUCUUCCUGUUGAGGUCCUGGUUGGCUUUGUGAGAAAAAAAAUCACCCCGACUUCUUGUAGCGCUAGACUAAUAAGUCAGCGCGCAAGUGCUCAAAAGUGAACUCAAUCAGCA
Puccinia graminis f. sp. tritici CRL 75-36-700-3 is the source of this 1197-nucleotide messenger RNA. RefSeq lists its product as uncharacterized. Bases 312 to 872 code for a protein of 186 amino acids. The record is from RefSeq and is a predicted model, not a curated record. The transcript is spliced from 3 exons. NCBI's taxonomy places the organism in Eukaryota, Fungi, Basidiomycota, Pucciniomycetes, Pucciniales, Pucciniaceae.